UGACUACAGGGCGCCCUGGAGAUAAUUGGUGUCCUUGGAGUUGAAUAAGCUCAUUCUAAAGCACCUCAGGCCCGGGCCGUCCUGCAGCGCACUGUCUAUUGAAUAAUUGAUUGGGAGUGGGAGGAGGCGGCGACUAUCAGAUCUGAGCAUAAUGACUUUAUAUAAUUAGCACGCAGCGCAGAAAAAGCCAUUGGACUGUGGGAGUUGUGUGCAGGGGGAGGGAGCUGGGGGAGGCUGAGCCGAGGAGCAGCCGAGGAGCAGCAGAGGAGCAGCAGAGAAACAGCCGAGGAACAGCAGAGGAGCAGCAGAGGAGCAGCCGAGGAGCAGCAGAGGAGCAGCCGAGGAGCAGCCGAGGAGCAGCAGAGGAGCAGCCGCAGCCCUACACACUGACAUCAGCCAGAUUAGACCCGGAGAAAAGCACGUCUCUCCCCUCGGCGAUAACGCGGGGACGCCGCUCUGCUCCGUCCACGGGCUUUUUUUACGCAUGAGACGCACGAAGCGACUCCGUGGCCGCUUCUCUCGCGUUCCUCGCGGACUGAGGAGCGGAGCUGAAGUUUGAGCGGCUGCGGGUGGACGCCGCGGAGGACGUGGGCUCCGGUUCGUCACACGCGGAGGGAGCGCAAAGGAUGGUGCUGGAGAAGGAGGAGAGUGUGUCCCUCGUCCCCCUCCAGUCCAGAGAGAAGCCGAGAGGCUGCGCCGGCUGCAACAGGAGGAUCCGGGACCGCUUCAUGCUGCAGGCGCUGGACCGGUUCUGGCACGAGGACUGUCUGAAGUGUGCCUGCUGCGACUGCCGCCUGGGCCGCAUGGGCUCCACGCUCUACACCAGGGCCAACCUGAUCCUGUGCCGCCGGGACUACCUGAGGCUCUUCGGGGUGACGGGGACCUGCGCCGCCUGCAGUAAAGUGAUCCCGGCCUUUGAGAUGGUGAUGAGAGCCAGAGACAACGUGUACCACGUGGACUGCUUCGCCUGUCAGCGCUGUGGCCUCAGAUUCUGCGUGGGAGACAGGUUCUUCCUCAAGAACAACAUGAUCCUGUGCCAGACGGACUAUGAAGGAGGCAGCGGCGAGAGGCAGUGAGAGGUAAAGUUCUGAUGGGAAGAACUACAGGCCCGGGUCCGAAGCCAUGAGCUCACGUCACCGACGGUCACCAUGAACAUGGACCGGUGCUCGUUGAGCGGAGACCAGUGAGCACCGAUGCUGCCUGUUCCUUCAACAACAGAACCCUCAGAACCUCUAGAACACGCGUCAGCGUCCAGCUCAGACAGAGACCGGUCCAAAGCCGCCGCUCCAGACCCGUCUCCGCCCGGCGGGUCCGUGGGAGUCAAGAUCCAAGAGGCUCAGCUGAUCCUGACCUAACGUUUUUGUUCUUCCAGGAUGCAGAAGUAGAGUUUUCAUCAGUAGAAGCUCUGUGUGGAAAAGUAUUUACGAUGUGACUCUUAUUCUUUUGGUUCCGUCUGAUGACAAAUACUUUCAUUAGCUGUGAAUUAGUGAAGACUGACCACAUGCUUUAUUUGAGCCUCUGGUUCCUAUGGAAACCUUUGAUGUUUGGUUCCUCUCUCUGCAGAUCAGGCAGGAUGACUGGGAGCCAGGUGUGUGAUCGGAUCAGCCACCACGGACCGGAACCACUCAGGACCCGCUGUGCUUCUUGUGGACUCUGUUUGAAUAAUUGAAAGUCAUUUGUAAAGUUUGUAUUCCAUUUAAUCUGAAGUGUCAAAUGAAGCCAAUCGGAUCCGUCAAAUCCAAACAAGGUUCUGUUCGGUGUGUGCUGAGCUCCACUCCUCAGACACAGGAGGGAGCAGGACCUCAGCGUUGUCAUGACUCAUUAAACUAAGUCUGCGUUUCA
This is a messenger RNA of Betta splendens (Siamese fighting fish), 1842 nucleotides long. Its product is annotated as rhombotin-1-like. The transcript is spliced from 4 exons. Gene Ontology annotation, cellular component: nucleus. Gene Ontology annotation, biological process: positive regulation of transcription by RNA polymerase II. Gene Ontology annotation, molecular function: transcription coactivator activity; DNA-binding transcription factor binding. NCBI's taxonomy places the organism in Eukaryota, Metazoa, Chordata, Actinopteri, Anabantiformes, Osphronemidae. The record is from RefSeq and is a predicted model, not a curated record. The coding region runs from base 627 to 1076 and encodes 149 amino acids.